Messenger RNA from Trematosphaeria pertusa, 624 nucleotides. RefSeq lists its product as uncharacterized. The annotation marks the transcript as partial. Lineage: Eukaryota; Fungi; Ascomycota; Dothideomycetes; Pleosporales; Trematosphaeriaceae. The transcript has a single exon. The record is from RefSeq and is a predicted model, not a curated record.
GUGGUAUUAUGCCUACAUUCUCGCACAGCGCCCGGAGAUCCUUAACGAGCGCGUAUAUGUCCUCUAUGAAGUUAUCCCACUCCGCAUCCGUGACGCUAUAUGUGACCGGCUUGUUCAAGAGCUGCAGGUCGCUGGAGAUCUUGGCCGGGCUCGGGGCCCGCUUUAGCUUGAAUUCCCCGGAUUGUGUAGGGGUGCUCGAGUUAGUGUAAGAUGAGCGGGAGUGAGCGCGUUGGUGUAUGAGCUGGACGGGACGACGUUGCCUACCACCGUGGUAGAAGGUGGAUCCUAGGCGGCGCUCUCUCCUCUACAUAACACCCCUCUAACAAGAUGCCGUUUUGCCUGUGCUGAGGUUCUCUAGUCUAACGUUCCUUGCUGUCCUUCCGCCGUGGCGAGCAACGACUUAUAUUCGUAUGCAUAAACUCAAGCGGUCAGCAUCGCUUAGUUUGUGUAGUGCCUGUGGGAAUAGACUGCGGGACCGUUUUCGUAACGGAUAAAGGCUACCUAACCGAGCGAGGCUGGCUGGUUAAGGAGGGCUAUUCGUCGAUGAGGAUGGAGUUGAACGUCGGGGGAGAGGUGUACGGGCACCAGAUGUUGCUAAGUAGCAGGCAGGCGGUUGUGGACAUG